Messenger RNA from Ruditapes philippinarum (Manila clam), 2178 nucleotides. Its product is annotated as calcitonin gene-related peptide type 1 receptor-like. Lineage: Eukaryota; Metazoa; Mollusca; Bivalvia; Venerida; Veneridae. Gene Ontology annotation, cellular component: plasma membrane. Bases 315 to 1865 code for a protein of 516 amino acids. Gene Ontology annotation, molecular function: G protein-coupled peptide receptor activity. The transcript has 12 exons. Gene Ontology annotation, biological process: adenylate cyclase-modulating G protein-coupled receptor signaling pathway; cell surface receptor signaling pathway. The record is from RefSeq and is a predicted model, not a curated record.
CACGAAAAGGAACAAAAUCUAAGAUCUCUGUUUAAAUCGGAAAUACAGAUUGAAUGACAACCUGAUGCAGAAGGAGAAUACCUUCAUUGGUAGAAAGAGAGAGAACGAGUGUGAAGAAGAGUCUCCAGUUUCAGCUGAUUUUCCCGAUAGUCGGUAAUUCUUCGUGAAGAAACGUGUAAUUUGUAUUUAUUUAAGAGUUACGAAGUCAUAGCAAGUUUCAUUAUGGAAAAAAAAUAAUGUUUGAGGCUUCAAACAAAGUGGAUAUCUAGAAUGAUAGCAGUCUAAAAAGGGUUGUCAAGGAGAUUAUAUCCAGCAUGAACAAUUUGAAGUUCUCUUUAUUAUGGAUACUUUCAGUUUUAACUACCAUUUGCUUUACAAGCACAUGCAGAAGUAAAUUUGGUGUCUACAACCCAGACGACUUCAAUAACCAUGCGUGUGCUUGGUGCUACUAUUUUCUCUUUCCAAAUCAUGAAUUUAAACCUCAUGCGAACAACAUGAACUUGAUUUCCACAGCAAAUGGCUCAAGUAAUCAAAUCAGUAAAGUAGUAGUACCAGAUAUUUAUAACAUAUCAGCUGUAGAGAGUCUGUGUGAAACUCUAACAGCGGAUGAGUGUAACAGGUGGACCUCUUGUUGUUCUGCUGCAAGGACGUGUUGUCAGCGUCAAAUCCAAUCACCUGAUGUAGACAUUAAUAAAACAUGCGCUGCCACGUGGGACGGCUUCGCUUGUUGGGAUGCAGGGUCUCCCGGAAUUACAAGUGACAUAUCGUGUCCUAACUUUCUACAAUACUCGGUGCCUACAAGAUCAGCGUUGAAGACAUGCCAGCCUGAUGGAACAUGGUUAAAGAAUGGAAAAUAUGAUUGGACAGACUACACACCUUGUCUUAAUUACCAGGAGCUGAAGAUUUCCAUAUAUAUUAGUCUUGGAUGCCAGAUCGUUAGUCUGCUAUGUCUGAUCCCAUCUGUUUUCAUCUUCAUAAGUUACAAAUCUCUUAUCCAUCAGCACCGGAUUCGGCUACAUGUCAAUUUCUUUGUCUCUUUAAUACUCAGUGGCGUAUUUACCAUUCUCUGGAAUACACUCGUUACCUACGAUAGGAUAACAAAUGACAAAGUUUCUGAAACGAUGCUCUUCAAAAAUUCUGUCGAGUGUAAAAUCCUGUCAUACCUGAAAUUGUAUUUCACGAGUACAAAUUAUGUGUUGAUGUUUUGUGAGGGGCUGUACCUACACCGGCUAAUCGUGAACGCAUUUUCUCCACCUAAAACAUUACUACCAUUUUACAUCUUAGGAUGGGCCAGUCCUUUCUUUUAUACAACAGCUUACAUGGUUGUGCGAAUAACUCGGGCGGAUGAAAGUUGCUGGGCUAAAAGUAUUGGUGACUUACAGUGGAUUUUAUACUCACCUAACUUAUUCUGUCUAAUUGCAAAUAUAUAUUUCCUGUGCAGUAUACUUCGAAUACUUCUUACACAGCUUCAAGUACACCCUGAUGAGCCAAGUCAUUUUAGGAAAGCUUUAAAAGCCACGUUUGUGUUGAUUCCACUUUUCGGAGUACAACUUUUUGUCACAGUUUAUAGACUCCCGCCGAAUUCUACGGGAUUUUAUCAUUACGAACGGUUUUCGGAGUUCGUAACUAAUUCACAGGGAAUGUUCGUAGCAGUUAUAUUUUGUCUUUGUAACGGAGAAGUAACAUCUCUGGUGAAGCACUCCCAUCGACGGCGUCGGGAAACACGGGAUAUAGGUUUAAAGAAACAUAACUCAGCCAUUAGUCUCAAUAUGAACACCAUUGCUUCAAAAUACAACACACUAGACAGAGCUUCUCCGAAUAUGAAUCUUCUUGUACAAAAUGGAGAGGACGCAUCUACUAUUUAGAAAUGUGGUCUUAUUAUUGAACAAUCAUUACUUUUACUAAAUUAUAUCAUUACUUUGACUUUUCAUUGUUUACUCAAUAUCUUCAGACGUUGUAUCCAAAAAUUAUCAUUCUUAUUUUGCUGAUUGAUGUUGUUGUUAAAAAAUGGUAUUUAAAAUACAUAUGAGCCGCGUCACGACAAAACCAACAUAGUGGGUUUGCGACCAGCAUGGAUCCAGACCAGCCUGCGCCUCCGCGCAGUCUGAUCAGAAUCCAUGCUGUUCGCUAUCAGUUUCUCUACUUGUAAUAGGGUUUGUAAGCGAACAGCAUGGAUCC